AUGGGUUAUGAAGAAAUUGAAGUGACGCCUAUGCCCUCGCAACCUAUCACGAACACGAUGGUGGACCCGUGCUACGCGCCGGACGGGGCAGCGGCGGAGCCCCUCCGCUUCCCCAACCUGGUGACGGGCUUCGACCGCAGCCCCGAGCACGCGGCCCGCGCCGCCCUCUACACGCGCUACACGCAGCACGAGUGGAGCCAGAACAGCGUGCGCAACUACAACGACUCCGACGCCAAGAGGAACUUCUCGGAGCGCGUGCGCAACGACAUCAUGCGGAUGCUCCGUGAAACCGACGAGAUCGGCGCUCAAGGUCAGCGGGACUCUGGCAGGAAAAUCGGAGAACGUAUCACGGACACCACGUUCUGGCGGAAUGAGGUUUCUAUAGAGAUGGAGAGGCUGGUGUCCACCUGCGAGAAGCUGAAUGAGACCCGGCGCCAGCUGGAGAGGGCCAUCGCCGGAGUGGAGGGGCCCUUGCACAUCGUCCAGGAGUGCCUCUACCACCGCGAGAAGAGGCAGGGUCUGGAGCAGGUGCACGACGCGGUCGAGCAGUCUCUGCUCAAGGAGGUGGCGAUCCUUCGCGAGUGUCAGGACAAGUUCAGGAAUAUGCUGGAGAAGGUGCGGCAGCAGGCGAUCAACUGCCGCGCCACCCAGCACGAGCUGGAGACCGACAUGCGCAACAAGGAGUACGCGCUCGGCAUCGACAACAUGUGCCACCAGCUCAACAACUUCUCCAAGGGGCUGCAGUUCUACGCGGGCAUCGAGCGCUACGACCCGACGGUGUGCGACGCGGAGCGCUGGGCGGCGGCCAGCGCGGCCACGCUGCAGCGCUCGCAGUCCGAGCGCGCCAAGGCGCUGCAGAUGCUGGCCGACACGGAGAACCUGAUCAACGUUUCGGCGACGGAGAUCUGGGACCAGUGGAGCAACACCAACAGCGCCUUCACAAGGCGCAUCGCGGAGACCAUCGAGAUCAAGAACAAGCUGCAGCUGCACCUGCACAAGGUGCAGCAGGAGAUCUUCGAGGUGGAGAAGACGCUGGAGCUGCUGAACAAGGCGAUCGAGGACAAACUGCAGCCGAUGAAGGUGGCGCACAGCCGCCUUCAGGCGCGCACCAACAGGCCCCACCUGGAGAAGUGCAGGGACCAGGCGCAGCAGAGGCUGGUGCGCGAGGUGUGCGAGCUGCAGCAGUGCAUGGAGCGGCUGCGCGGGCGCGUGGCGAGCGCGGAGGGCACGCACCAGACGCUGCUGGGCGUGCGCGCCGCGCUCGAGGCCGAGCUGCGCGCCAAGGCGGGCGCGCUCUUCCUCGACCGCGACCAGUGCAUGGGCCUGCGGCGCGGCUACCCCGUCGCCGCCGCCGUCAGGGCC
Messenger RNA from Iphiclides podalirius (scarce swallowtail), 1362 nucleotides. The record is from the annotation of a GenBank genome assembly. Lineage: Eukaryota; Metazoa; Arthropoda; Insecta; Lepidoptera; Papilionidae.